UUCACUCCCUUCAACAAAGUCCGCAUUACAUAGCCCAGGCUCCCUCAAGCGGCACCAGCACAGGAAACCCAUUCUUUCAGGCUGCUCGUCAUCAAUUUGUGUCGCAAAAAGGUGAUCCCUUUUUUCAACGAAGUACUAAAAGAAACAAAAACAACAAAACCAUCACAGUGAUAAAAUGGUACAAAUGCGACACAUUGGUUUUCCGGAGUAUAGUUGUAUGGUUCUAGCAGAUCUGUAGGUACUCUUUGCUGCUUGACAUGGCGGCCGGUCUGGAUCAUCUACUUUGCAACUUUAGAAAAUGCAGAAAACGAUUGAGUAGCCACGCCUGGGUCACAUCCUGUUCUCACAUCUUUUGUGAUGAGGAUGGAACAAGGGAAUUCCAGAAGAAAUUUACAUGCCCAGCAUGUGACACAAAUCUGUCUGGAAAACUGGAUGUGAUACGUGUUGACCUUCAGCCAGUAGAACAGUACAAAUCAAUGGUUCUCGCUGGUCAGCGGCCUGAGGUUAUCAUGGAGGUAUCCUCACGAGCUUUGGCUUUCUGGACAUAUCAGACACACCAGGAGCGCACUUACCAGGAAUAUGUCGCAACCAAAUCAAAGGAGAAAAUCACACAAAUGGAGCAGUACUACGAACAAGUUAUCGCGAAAACCAACUCAGAAAUCUCGUUACUGAAAAAUCAAAUAUCAGACAAAAUCAAAGAGCUUGAAGACCUAAAGAAAAGACAUAACGAGGUGUUGGAAAAACUGAUGGAUAAAAGUCGGCAAUAUUUGAAGUUACAGGGCAUGUACGAUACUCUAAGAAGGAAAACCAUCACCCCACGCAUGCUGGGGGAUAGUGAGGAGGCGGACGGGAGAUACGACCGGCGCGCUCAGAUCAGGAGUGCUUUUGACUUUCCACUUGGAUCUGGCAUGGACUUGUUUCGUCGGUGCGACAGUGUGUCUAACCUAGCCAUGCGACGAGAUGAAAUUCAACCGCCUGAACGAGAAUUCACCCUUGAGCCACAAAGGCCACAACCGCUGUCCACUCCCUCACGAUCAGCGGAAAACCUUCAAAGCCGCUUCAUCAUAGACUUCGCUGGUACUCCACACUGUGAUGUCAAUAAACUCAUCGCUGACACAAAACGCCAGUGACCACAGGCUCACGUAGUCACAUUUUGGUAUCUUUUUAAUGUUAAGCUUUUAAAUGCAACAUUUAAUAAAUAUAUAUUUCAUGCACGA
Molecule: messenger RNA, 1217 nt
Organism: Nematostella vectensis (starlet sea anemone)
Lineage: Eukaryota; Metazoa; Cnidaria; Anthozoa; Actiniaria; Edwardsiidae
Product: E3 ubiquitin-protein ligase CCNB1IP1
Exons: 14
Coding region: 258-1130 (290 amino acids)
Biological process (GO): reciprocal meiotic recombination
Cellular component (GO): synaptonemal complex
Molecular function (GO): ubiquitin protein ligase activity
Source: RefSeq, a predicted model, not a curated record